AUGAAGCGACGAUACAAUUAUUGUGACUAUCUCUCUAUGGUAUCCUUGUCAGUUGGAUUCUUCACUAAAGAACUCGGCGACUUUCUCUCUUCUCUCUCUCUCUCUCUCUCUCUCUCUCUCUCUCUUUACGCUGCAACAAAAUUAUCACAUCAUCAGUGGUUACAACACUUUCUUCCUUUCUUUCUUUCUGUCUUUCUUUCUUUCUUUCUUUCUUUCUUUCUUUCUUUCUUUCUUUCUUUUGUCGGUGCCUUUAUUUACUUUACGCUACUAUUUUGGCAUCUCCAUUUUUUGUUUUUGCCAGUGCUUUUCUGCCUUUCUUUCGUUCUUUAUUUCUGUCUUUCUUUCUCUCUUUCUUUCUUUCUUUCUUUUUUCUUUAUUUAUUUAUUUCUGUCUUUCUUUCUUUCUUUCUUUUGCCGGUGCCUUUAUUUACUUUACGCUCUUUUUUUUUUCUCUUUCUUUCCAUUUCCCAACCAGAAAAAGGAGAUCUUUUGCUAUCAUCUUUUCUUUUAUAUCACGUUUCUUUUAUUUCCUAUUUUUCUUUUACUUUUUUUAUGCUCAAAUAAAAAAAAACUACUAAGAAAUGAAACCACUUUCUCCUAUUUUGUUCAAUGCAUUUUUCUUUCUUUCUCCUUCAUUGGUCGCUUUCCAUUUCCUACUUCUUCCCCCUGCUCGCUCUUCGAUUUCCUUCCUUCGUUCCUUCCUAAUGUCGCUUUCUUUCUCCUACGUAAAAGAUGA
This is a messenger RNA of Acanthosepion pharaonis, 735 nucleotides long. Lineage: Eukaryota; Metazoa; Mollusca; Cephalopoda; Sepiida; Sepiidae. The record is from the annotation of a GenBank genome assembly.